Molecule: messenger RNA, 635 nt
Organism: Glycine soja
Lineage: Eukaryota; Viridiplantae; Streptophyta; Magnoliopsida; Fabales; Fabaceae
Product: histone H4
Exons: 1
Coding region: 61-372 (103 amino acids)
Biological process (GO): nucleosome assembly
Cellular component (GO): nucleosome
Molecular function (GO): structural constituent of chromatin; protein heterodimerization activity; DNA binding
Source: RefSeq, a predicted model, not a curated record
CACGAAGUCCAAAACAAGUGUACAAGAGUACAACCUUUUCAACUCCGAAGGCGAGCCACGAUGUCAGGAAGAGGAAAGGGAGGCAAGGGUUUGGGAAAGGGAGGAGCGAAGAGGCACCGUAAGGUUCUGAGGGACAACAUCCAGGGGAUCACUAAGCCUGCGAUUCGGCGCUUGGCGAGGCGUGGCGGCGUCAAGCGUAUCAGCGGUCUCAUCUACGAAGAGACGCGUGGCGUUCUCAAGAUCUUCCUCGAAAACGUCAUUCGCGACGCUGUUACUUACACCGAGCACGCUCGCCGCAAAACCGUCACUGCCAUGGACGUUGUUUAUGCCCUCAAAAGACAGGGCAGGACCCUUUACGGUUUCGGUGGUUAGUUAGGACAUUAUGGUAGGCUCUUACUCUUAUUAGUAUCGAAUCAUAUGCUGCUAGAUGGAUCUUCACAUUGUAAUGGCUGUUGUUGUUUAAUUUCUGUUCCCAGCUUAUUUUUCUUUUAGCCGCGCUUAUUAACUGAUCACUUCUUUUGAGUGAUAAUGUGACUAGAGAUUUUUAUUUAUUUAUUUAUUUCUGGGUAUUGCGAACUUGAGGGUGGAAACAUUAUUAUAAAAUGAAAAGGAAGUGCGUCGCCGUUUGCAUUGAA